CGCAUUUCACAAAACUCAUAUCAUAUCUCUCUCAGUCUCUUUGUUUAUCUCAUCAGAUCUGAAAUCUGAAAAUCGAAAUCAUCAGAAAAUGUCAGGGCGAGGAAAGGGAGGAAAAGGGUUGGGAAAGGGAGGAGCGAAACGACAUCGUAAGGUGCUUCGAGAUAACAUCCAGGGCAUCACCAAACCGGCCAUCAGGAGGCUCGCAAGGAGAGGGGGAGUGAAGAGAAUCAGCGGGCUGAUUUACGAGGAGACCCGCGGAGUGUUGAAGAUCUUUUUGGAGAAUGUGAUUCGUGAUGCCGUUACUUACACGGAACACGCUCGCAGGAAGACUGUCACCGCCAUGGAUGUCGUUUACGCUUUGAAGAGGCAGGGCAGGACUUUGUACGGUUUCGGAGGUUAAUUAGUAGUGUAAUAGAUCUAUUUGGGCUUUGUGGUUGUAUUGAAUCUGAUUGAGGAUCUGUAAUGAAUGAAUCGAAUGCUUU
Erigeron canadensis is the source of this 482-nucleotide messenger RNA. Its product is annotated as histone H4. The record is from RefSeq and is a predicted model, not a curated record. The coding region runs from base 89 to 400 and encodes 103 amino acids. Gene Ontology annotation, biological process: nucleosome assembly. Gene Ontology annotation, cellular component: nucleosome. Gene Ontology annotation, molecular function: protein heterodimerization activity; DNA binding; structural constituent of chromatin. NCBI's taxonomy places the organism in Eukaryota, Viridiplantae, Streptophyta, Magnoliopsida, Asterales, Asteraceae. The transcript has a single exon.